UCCCGGCGAUAGUGAAGCAGCGAUGCAUUCGUCGAGCCUUUUCUCUUUCGGCGCUCGUUAUCCAAUCAUAACCUGCCGCGUGUCACCUCCUGCCUCGACCACCGUCGUUUCUCUUCCUCUCCCGUCAAGCUCCUCUGACUCGCUAGCUUGCGCCCUCCAGUGCCCUCAUUUCCAAUCGUGCUCAGGUUGUACGCAUGAGCUCAAUCUUCAUCGUCCGGCUAUCGUAGACGAAGCUUCAGGCUUCUUCAAGCGUUACGGCGUCGAAGAUUUCACCUUCGAUAGUUGUAGACUGUGGGGAUGGAGGUGCCGAGCAAAAUUGGCCGUUCGUGGCUCCUCCGAUAAUGCAUUGAUCGGAUUGUACCAAGAGGGAACUCACACCGUUGUGGAUAUUCCUGAAUGUAAAGCUCAUCAUCCUAAUAUUAAUGCUGCCAUCGAGUUACUGAGAGAAGGUAUUAAGGUGUUCGAUGUUGUGCCAUUUGAUGAGGAUCAGGGCACUGGGGACCUACGAUAUGUUCAGAUGGCUGUUACGACGCACAGUACAUCACUUCGUGCCCCAGAGAGAUACAGAAAUGGAAAAGUGCAGGUGUCCUUGGUUUGGAACUCGAGAAAUGAGAAAUCUCAUAACGCAGAUAAGCUGCAAGCAUUGUCCAGCUACCUCUGGAGAAAGGGUGGACCCAAUAGCAAGUUUCACUUAAUCCAUUCCGUCUGGGCUAACUUCCAGACAUCAGCCAACAAUAUAAUCUUUGGAAACAGAUGGAGGCAUCUUUUAGGGGAGAGAGAUUUCUGGGAACACGUUGGAGGAAUUGACAUAUCCUUGGAUCCUUCCAGUUUUGGCCAAGCAAAUACACGGGCUUUUGACAGCUUGCUUUGGAAGCUGCAUAAAUAUGUUCCUGGUGGAUCAUCUGUUGCUGAUCUAUAUGCAGGAGCCGGAGUGAUUGGAUUAUCGUUAGCUACAUCGAAGAAAUGCAGUUCUGUCAAAUGCAUUGAGGUAAACAAAGAAGCGAGGCUGUCUUUUGAGAAAACAGUCCAGAGGUUGCCGAACUCUGUGAAUUGCAGCAUCACUUGGCACCAUGCAGAUGCUUCAGUUAACCCACUUUCGUGGAUUAUAGGGUCAGAUGUAGUUGUCGUAGAUCCUCCUAGGAGAGGUCUGGAUGCUUCUCUCCGUCAGAUUCUGGAGAUUGUCCCCUCUAUUGAGAAAAGAAUGAGGUCUUCAUCACAGAGUUCAAACUCGAACGCAAAAGAGGAGAAGAGGCCGUGGAUUUUAAGAGCAAGGGAACUUUCAGUUCAAGCUGGCAACAAGCUGACCCCUGAGGCGAAUAAUACUCUACCGCAAAAACUCAUUUAUAUUAGCUGUGGUUGGGAAAGCUUUAAGGAGGACUGCAAGUCGUUAUUAUCUAGCAAAGCGUGGGAACUGGAAAAAGCCCAUGGCUUCAACUUCUUUCCCGGAACUGACAGCAUCGAAGUUUUGGCCGUGUUUAAGAGAAGGGUUGUGAUGAAGAAAAAGAAGAAAUCGGGGAUAAAUAAAGUGGGAAUAAAGAAAGUGCGUGCUAAGUAGAGCCAUAAGGACCUUAUUAGAUAAUGUCUAUAACAGUUGAACUUCAUUAGUCCAGGAGACCAUCUAAUGGAUGAGAAAACAAUUUUGCUCUGUUCCUUUUGAUAAGGAGAUAUGGUUCCUCUCUUACUGUGAUUUUACAAGUAAAAAAGGAAGAGAAUCUGUG
Molecule: messenger RNA, 1718 nt
Organism: Eutrema salsugineum
Lineage: Eukaryota; Viridiplantae; Streptophyta; Magnoliopsida; Brassicales; Brassicaceae
Exons: 15
Coding region: 23-1555 (510 amino acids)
Biological process (GO): RNA processing
Molecular function (GO): RNA methyltransferase activity
Source: RefSeq, a predicted model, not a curated record